Molecule: messenger RNA, 9360 nt
Organism: Grus americana (Whooping crane)
Lineage: Eukaryota; Metazoa; Chordata; Aves; Gruiformes; Gruidae
Gene: PDE1C
Product: phosphodiesterase 1C
Exons: 18
Coding region: 395-2428 (677 amino acids)
Biological process (GO): signal transduction
Molecular function (GO): 3',5'-cyclic-nucleotide phosphodiesterase activity
Source: RefSeq, a predicted model, not a curated record
GUCAGCAAGGGAUUUUCCUCCCCUCCUCCCUUGAUAAAGAUCCCUCAGCUGGUAUUACUGAUUGUACGCUUGGCUUUUUGUUAAAAAAAAAAAAAAAAAAAAAAGAAAGAAAGAAAAAAGGAAAAAAAGAAAGAAACUGUGCGGGUUUGCAAUCUGGGGAUGAGCCUCUAAUCCCCUGGGUCAGCCCGAGGAUGGUGGCGUGCUGGUGCAGCUGCCCCCCGUGUACACCUGAGCGCUUGCGGGCUGCCCACGCGGCCCCGAUCGCAGGGAGGGGGGAGAAGAGGCUGCCAAAAAUGUUGGUCGCUCCCGGGCAGUGAUAAAGGUGGAGCGCGUGCGUGUGUGGGGGGCAGCAUCCGUCCUCGCCGAGCUUUAACCAAAGCGGUAACCUGCAGCUAUGGAGUCACCGACUAAGGAAAUCGAAGAAUUUGAGAGCAACUCUCUGAAAUACCUACAGCCAGAGCAAAUAGAGAAAAUCUGGCUUCGUCUCCGAGGCUUGAGAAAAUACAAGAAAACAUCACAGAGGAGCUUGUUAUGGGAAACAGUCGUCACAUUUGAGCGACUCCACAGUCUGAUAAUUCACAUACGAUUGCGGUCUUUGGUAAAGCAGUUAGAGAGAGGGGAAGCUUCAGUUGUAGACUUAAAGAAGAAUUUGGAAUAUGCUGCGACUGUUCUUGAGUCAGUAUACAUUGAUGAAACUAGGCGUUUACUGGACACAGAAGAUGAGCUCAGUGACAUCCAGUCUGACUCUGUGCCCUCGGAGGUCCGGGACUGGUUGGCUUCUACCUUCACACGGCAAAUGGGGAUGAUGCUCAAAAGGACAGAAGAAAAGCCCCGGUUCAGGAGUAUUGUCCAUGCAGUCCAAGCUGGGAUAUUUGUAGAGAGAAUGUACAGACGGACUUCAAAUAUGGUCGGUUUGAGCUAUCCACCAGCUGUAAUUGGAGUGCUAAAGAAUGUAGACAAGUGGUCCUUUGAUGUAUUUGCACUAAAUGAUGCCAGUGGGGAUCAUGCACUGAAAUUCAUUUUCUAUGAACUUCUCACACGCUAUGAUCUGAUCAACCGUUUCAAGAUCCCCAUUUCUGCCCUGGUGUCCUUUGUGGAAGCUCUGGAGGUUGGCUACAGUAAACACAAAAAUCCUUAUCACAAUCUAAUGCAUGCUGCAGAUGUGACACAGACGGUCCAUUACCUCCUUUUCAAGACAGGCAUAGCGCACUGGCUGACAGAGCUGGAGAUCUUCGCUAUGAUCUUCGCAGCUGCCAUCCAUGACUAUGAACACACUGGAACCACCAACAACUUUCACAUCCAGACACGGUCAGACUCAGCCAUUCUAUACAAUGACCGGUCUGUGCUUGAAAAUCACCACGUUAGCGCGGCGUAUCGUCUUUUGCAAGAUGAUGAAGAGAUGAAUAUUUUAUCUAAUCUCUCAAAGGAUGACUGGAGGGAAUUCAGGGCUCUAGUGAUUGAGAUGGUGUUGGCCACCGAUAUGUCCUGUCACUUCCAGCAAAUCAAAGCCAUGAAGAAUGCUUUGCAGCAGCCAGAAGGAAUUGACAAGCCGAAAGCCUUAUCACUGUUGUUGCAUACAGCAGAUAUCAGUCAUCCAGCCAAGGCCUGGGAUCUCCAUCAUCGCUGGACCAUGUCUCUGCUAGAGGAGUUCUUCAGACAGGGUGACAAAGAAGCAGAACUGGGGCUUCCUUUCUCUCCACUGUGUGAUCGCAAGUCUACUAUGGUUGCUCAGUCUCAAAUAGGUUUCAUUGAUUUCAUCGUGGAACCCACUUUUACUGUGCUGACUGACAUGACUGAGAAGAUUGUGACUCCACUCAUUGAUGAAGCUUCCCGCUCUGGCAUGUCUGGGUUCAGGCGUUCCAGUCUGAAUAGCAUUAGUCCCUCCGAAGUUAAAAGAUCAAGUGUCAAGAGCACUGGGUCCGAAGGAAGUGCCUCACUCAACUGCUCCAUACUCACUGUGGACUUCAAAUCUUUUAAAGCCACCUGGACUGAGGUGGUGCAGCAGAACCGGGAGAAGUGGAAAGCGCAAGCCACCAAAGAAGAAAAAGCUAAGAAAGAAGCAGAGGAAAAUGCUCAUCAGGGAACAGAUGAAAAGAAAACAGAUGAAAAGGAUGAGAAGAAGCCAGCUGAAGAUGCCACAGCAGCAAAGACAGAGAACAGUAAAGAACCAAAUCCUGGGGAAGACAAAAACGCAGAUUCCAAUAAGAAUCAUGUAAAUGGGACUCGACAAACUGGGGUGAACAAACAUGAAGCCUCACAAGGGAAAAAUGCACCUAGGACAGAUAAGGGAACAGACUCUCAUCGUGCAGUGGGAGAAGAGAAACAGAAUGUCCAGAAUGGUGAAUUAAAGGAAGACAGUAAGUUGGACAAAAAAGAUCAGUCCAGUGUGGGGGAUGAAUCAAAGAAAACACAUGAUACGGAAGAGUAAAAAUAUAUUAAAAAGAGACUGCAAAUUUCUUUCAUCAUUUUAGCUGAGCUUCUUCAUUCCUGUUCUUCUCCUCCUUCCGCAAAGACCAGUUUCUGGGGAAGGCAUUAAACAACUUUCAAAACACUCCUCCUCCCACUGGCUAUUUCACAGCUAAUGACUCUGGGUUCUAGGGUGGGGGCCUUGUUUUUUUGGGUCAGUUUUAUUUUUGUUUGUUUGUUUGUUCAUGUAUGUGUGCAUUUUUUGUUGUUUUGGGAAGUUUUCUGUUAAAAUAACAAGUGGUGAUUUCCUGAUGCAUAUGAUUCCAUUUUUGUGGACAGGUCAAGCAAUUAGAUGAGGCUCAUCUUCAAAAGCCAAUAUUGCCCUUUGCUAUGCCUCAGCUUGUAAAACCAACAUUAGGAUGAUGCAAAAGAAUAUUAAAAAAAAAAAAGAAGAAAAUUUGGUAAUACUUCACUUUUACUCUCUUUAUUUUCCCCGAGAGCCUUUUCUGGUUGCUGGUAGACAGAAUUUGACAUCAGUUUUAUCUUCGCCAUAGAAGAUUUUAUUAAUAAGAAUGUUGAAUUUGUAGAGUCAUUUGACCAUUUGUUAGGAUUUGAUGUCUUUCCCAGAUGAUGCAAUGAGAGCAAAAUGGUUUUGUUUCUAAACAGCAGGCAGUCUUGCUCAACCCUUAAUUUUUUUCUGUUUUGCAGUUAGUAAUAUGAAAGGAAUAAUCAAUGAAAGCGAUAUUCUCUUGAGGCAAAUUUUGUUGUCAGAGCAUGUACUAAUGUACUGCUUGAUGUGCCUACCUUAACUUGAGAUUACAGAUAAUGAGCUGUUUCCCACGUUUGUGCAUGGGCUACUAGUAACCGCUCUUUGACCUGAAGAUCUGAGAGAAGAAGGGCAGCAAGGAAUCACACGGAUCAAUUCUUACUUUUAUCUCAGUGUGUUUUUUCUUUCAUUACUGACUGAAUGCACAGGCCAAAGAAAAGGAAAAGCGUUGCUGGAGAAGUACGGAUGGGCAAAACUAAAAUGAAAAAGUGUGUCCUAAAUACACUGCUGGAGUCGGUGGAUAAAACUGUCUCAUCCAGUGGAGUUAGACACAUAGAAAGUAGCCAUCAUUUUGGCCCAUUUUAAAGAAGAAGUGUUAAAAAACAACUCGCGCAGCCCUUAAUUCAGGAAGGUAUCUCUGUAUGAGAAGUGUCAAACAUGUAUGUAAGUGCUUUUCUGGCUUGGGAUCUUGGUAGGGAUCUAGUUAAUUGUAAUUAAUUUUACCUGUUUGUGUGGAAAUCAAGACACAUACAUACACAUGCAACUGAUUUUUGCCUAACUCCUUUUUGUUCAGGAUGAGAUCUUGCUGUGUUAGUCAUAUAUGUAUUUUACAAGGAACCAGACUGUUGUCAUGGCUCUUUGCUAUGUAAAGAACACACAAAACAUUGGCUUAGGAAGGUAAAUCUUUGGUGUGUCCUUUUCAUUUUCAAAAGCACAGGACUUUACCACCAGCCUAUAUUAGAGCUUGGGUCUCUGUUCCUGCUUAAACUGUGCAUGUACAGGGAUGAGCUUCCCGCCACACUAGCAAAAAUCACAGCAGUGAGCUCAGCCUAGAUCCACAUUUAAAUGUGAAUACCUUCUCACUCAGGAGUGUUUGUAUCUGGGAUUUUGAUUAUUGAGGCUAGAGACAUUUUGAGUUCUUUUUUUGGACACCAGAGUUUGAGUUUGUUCAAAGCCAGAGAUUUAGAUUAGGUUCAUGCUGUGAAAAGGUUGCGCUUCAAUCACAUGUUUGCAGAAAGAAGUAGUACAAAAAUAACUCUUGCAGUUCUUAGGACUCACAGUUGGCAUCACUGAACCAGCUCAUUUAAAUAAAAUAAAUAUAAGGGUAUGUAGUGUUCCCAUUCGUGACCUCCUGGUUCAAUGGUAGCUCUGGGGUAGAUUUUCUGAGGAAAGCGGGGUGCUGGGAAGACAGUGGCCCCGCAGUCAAUGCCGAGCACACUCUGUGUGACAGGCAGAGGGCUGUGUCACCAUGUAGCACUUUCCCACCUCUCCUUUUCCUCCUCCAUCAGCAUUCAGCCCCAGUAAGAGUGGUAGAAUAUGACUUGCAGCCCUGACCAGGCUCUUUGAAGGCAGACUGAUGAAAUACCAGUAAUGCAGAACCAAAUACUGCAGUGGUGACUCAGUCCCUGCUUAGUCAGACUUCUCCCUGAAGUCAGGGGGAACAUACCCCCUGGUCAGAGGUGCAGGAUGAUUUAGUCAAUAUUUUUUAAGUUACCCUUACCUAAUGUACAGUGACUAAAAAUGCUAGAAUAAUAAUAAUUUUAAAACCUAAGUAUUUUUCUUCAUCUGUUUCUGAUAUAUAUUUUCUUUCUUUCUGGGAGUUACUUCUUUCAGACAGCAAAGCCAGACUGCUUAAUUCACGAUUGAUCAGUUCUUGUUUCUCAUGCACUGGCACAAACGUGUGAAAUCAGUCUGGAAAAUGUUUUUCCUCGAUUGUUAGGGUUAGUCACCACUGGCUGGAGCUAAUAAGGGAAGGGGUGGAUUUGCCGUCUCUUGGGGACUGCAGAUCAGAGCUGCCAUUCUAGAAGAGAUGCUAUAGUCAGAGUUACUCAUCUCGGCACUUAGGUAUGCAGCAAAAUGUUUUGCAAUAUACAGGCAGUCAGAGCUAGCUCUAAUAUUCUCCUGCUCUUUUAAAAUCAUUUUAAUAAGCUACAGUGGAUUAUUAGCAUUUUUUUAGAUUUUUUUGUUGUCAUGUAAAAAAAAAUCCCAUUGAAAUCUAUUAGCUUGGAAAUAUAUAAAGUGAACGUGACACCUAGAAAUCAAAAUUAUACAAAGAGACUAGGCCAGAUGAAAGCAUCUCUUGUGGGAUCCUCUCCCAGGAUCACACCUACAGUCCCCUACUCUGCCCCCCUACCUCCCUGGAACACUCUGCAGUAUUGUGCUAGUGCAUUGUGAGCCAAGGAGUGUUAUGUCUAGACAUCUCCCAGUUAAAAUAGAGAUCAGCCACUGUACAAUUGUGUAAAAAAAAAAAUAAAAAUUAAAAAAAAAAAAUUACAGAACUGCUUUCUCUUAUUUUAUUCCACAAAAGGAAACAAAACAAAAAAAUGUGGCCAAGGAUUAGGUGUUCAUCAGCUAAUGGCCCAUGUUUAUAAAAAGUGAGAAAGGAUUUCUGUUUUCACAUCCUUACCUAACUUUCCCCAGAUGUAUAGAAAUUAUGUUUUCAGACGCCUUCCUUUUCCAUCCUCAGUAAGACUAUACAAGCACGGAAUAAGCCAGAAAUUCUGCAAAUACAGGGCCCAUACCGUUGGCCUCAUGAAAUUCUACAGAAUUAUUUGGGAGCGCCCACCAGUAGGCACAAAGGGGUCUUCUGGUGCCAGAGUGCAUUUUACAGAGGGCAGCACAGGCUGGGAAGCUGUGUGAUAAAGAUGGCACUCUUCCACCUCUGCGCAGGGACUGCUGGUGCUCUCAGAAGGCUCUGCCUUGCUGGAAGAGCAACAGACAUCUUCUGCUUCCCAGAAACUGUUGUGUAACUUGAGAGGGAGAAUCCAGGCACUUUACCCCCUUAAAAUAGGGAGGGCCAUUGCAAGUAUCCCUAUCAGUGUUUUUUCCUUUAGCUGGGACUGGUGUUCAGGGAAUUAAAAGACCUUUGACUCAUGGUGACAUAGUGCUUGAACUCCUGGACACACUAUAAUUUAAGAAAAAAAAAGAAAAAGCAAGCAAUAUGUUUUUAUAGAAUCAUAGAACAGUGUGGGUUGGCAGGGACCUUUAAAGGUCAUCUAGUCCAACCCCCCUGCAAUGAACAGGGACAUCUUCAACUAGAUCAGGCUGCUCAGAGCCCCAUUCAACCUGACCUUGAAUAUUUCCAAGGAUGAGACAUCUACCACCUCUCUGGGCAACCUGUUCCAAUGUUUCACCACCCCCAUUGUACCCUGUUCAUUAUUUAAAUGGCUCAAAGGGUGACAGUUCUUUGGGGUGCACUCAAAUCAGUGAUUUGAACCGUGCAUUUCUGUGACAACAUGCAAGAAGUGUUCACAUAUGUGAAAGAAGGGAUUUGUUUAUUUUUUAAAUGUAAAAACCUGUGAUGCAGCCUCUCAAAAUGCUUAAGUCAACCAGCUUUUCUUACAAACUACACGAUGGUUUUUUUUCAGAGUUAUAUGGUCAGAUUUCUAUGUUUAAUUAUAAAAAGAUCAUGAACGUACUUUCCAAAAUGCAGUUGGUUAUGCCAAAGAAGAAUAGUAUAUGGUGGUGUUUUUGCAAACUACCCUUUGAAUAUGCAAAUGUUUGCAUAUGUACUUAGAAACUCUUACAAGCUCAGUCUGGAAGAAAAAAUAUUUCAAACUAUAUCGCUGGCAGCGCUGUGCUACUUUGUAAUCAGAAGGUCCAUGAGCUCACCUAGCUAAAGGCAAAUACUUCUGGUGUUAGACCUCGCAAAUUCUACAGUUGGUCCCAAACGUGGCUUUUAAUUAAAAAGUACAGUAAUCUAUUCAAAUUAGAAAUGAUGGAACCUGACAAGGACAAUACUUUUUUUGCUUCAACUAGAAUAAACCAGUCUAUCUCCAGGAAUUUGUGAGAUUGGUCUUAAAUAUUUCUUAUUGGCUCCUUUUUCCUCAUAUUUCAUUUUAUAAUAAUGAAACUCAUCAUCCUCUGAUGAUCUAUACCAUAUGUUAGCCAUUUAUACUCAGCAAAUGACAGCAUAAUCAAGUCCUUUUCUCCUACUCUUUUUUCAAUCCAUCACCUUAUCCAAUAAUUAAAAACAACAGAGUGAUCCUGUGCUUUCGCAUGUGUUGAACGGUUGCUGAUCUCAGAGCUGUGCUGGCGUGGUGUCUGAACGUCAGCACUCAAAAGCAGGAACAUGCUGGCUGAGUACGAGAAGGAGCUCUGUGGCACUGACUCCAUGCAGAUCGCUCCGGGGAGUGGGCAUCAGUGCUGGCCAGGUAGAAAGGAGGGAAAGAAACAUGCUUUCACAUUUUAAGGCAUAAAUUCAGCUCUCUCCAAAGCGGUACAGAGGUUUUUCCCACUUGUGUAAUCCAAAACAUGAGCAGGUCUGCUCCAGUCUUAGUUUCGUGCCAGGUGUGCAUCCUCAUGUGGUGCUCUCCCUGCUUCCACAGGCAGGCAAGUUUUGUGAUCCCAGAUAACCCUUUCCCUGAUUACUGCGAUCAAAGCAGGCGGAGGGCGGGUGACCACUGCCAAUGCCAUUGUUUUCUGUUAAAAUGAAACACUGGCCGUGCAUUUCUACUUGCUGAGACUGCCUUCUCGUAGCUGCAAUGUCCCUUUUAAUCCCCAGCAAGCAGAGGGUUCGGCUCUGUACCCAAGCAGGACUGGGACACAUGCCUGUCUUCAAGGCAUCAGCUCUCCCUGCUCUGGUGACUUGACCACCAGGUAGAAGGAAAUGGAGCUACUUCCAGGCAAGCUGGCUGAGGACUUGAAACCCGGUUUUAGCAAAUUUAUUUACUCUCAUACCUAAGCGCAUGACAGGACUCACUCACAAGCCUCGCAGCACGCUCUUGGCAUUUCGUAUUCUUUCGAUUUCUUCCAAGCAUGUAUGUAUCGACUGCUGUGUACUCAUAACACCCUGGUUUUAGAAGCUAUCCAGUGGUAGGAGGAAUAUAUGUAAUCCCGUUGCCUCUGCUGGUGGUCGUAGGAGUGCAUCUGUCAAACAAAAUUACUUAUGGCCAUUGGGGUUUUCUAGUGAUAAAACCUAGCAGUAGAAUGACAGAGUGAGCAUUUUCCUUUUCUUCUUGCUUGGAUGAUAUUUUUAUACACUUUUAUAUGCAAUUUUUUUAAAUAUUUGCUAUUUUUAUUGUAGGGUUCUGGUUGGGUUUUCGCCAGACCUUCUGGUUGUCUACAGGCCCAGAUUCUCACAGGAAUAUUUCCCUUCCCUUUUCUCCUCCCUCUUCUUCCCUGAUAGACAAAAGCCAUUGCAUUUGCAACAUCAGCUUAGAGCGAAAUAACACCUAGGGCCUGAUCACUCUUUUAGUUGCACUGAAAUCAAAGGAAGUUGCAUGCCAAGUCCUGCUGGUCCCACCGCAGUGCCUGGGGCCAAAGACAAUAACCGCAACACGUCCAACUAAUUACAGGCAGGGCAGUCUGCGUAAAGCUAACGCGUCAGGGUGGCGCGGUCUUCCUUUGCUGUGGUAGGAGCUGCUUCCACCACAAUGUGUUUAAAUAAGGCUGUAUGUCUCUCUUCGUUACGAUGAUGCUACUUCUUGUAGGCAUUUCAGUCAAAGUCAUACCUUAGCGCACUGACUACCUUCAGCAGGGAGGAAGGGUGAACGUUGUGGGUUAUCUGUAAUAGUAGAUUUCACUGCUCUUGUGGUUAACCCUACAGUGACAGGUCCUAAAUAAAGUUAAGAAACAUUAAACCUAUUGGUAGGAAGGAUAAGGGGAAAUUAACCAAAUUCAAGGAUCUCGGUCUUGUAAAAUAACCUUUUCUCAGCUGACAUUCUGCAGGGAAUUCUAUGUAUGAAGUUGAACAUAAACUUUAGAGUAUGUCUAUAUUAGCAGAACUGAUAAUGGAGAUGUCUCUCUUGAACUGAACUAAAAUAAAUACCUGUUCUCUAACAUUUUUCAAGGAGGAAAGAGGCAGGUUGUUACGCUAUUUUGCAACAGGGGAAAGAAAACAAAUUAAAAUACAUGCUGAAAGCAAAACUCAACACAAGUUUGCUCCUGGGACUGGGUGGGUAGGGUAAUGAAAAAAAAACAACUUAUUUGGUUUGUUAAGACUCAUAAGUAAAAAAAAAAAAGCAAAACUGAAAUUCAUGAUGCCAUGUAAUGCCAAGUAUUCUCAACUGUUCUGAGAAUAAUUUUAAACAAUAUGUAUUUAUUGUUAGUUCCUUAUUUGAAAGAAGAGGCUUGUGGUCUCUAAAUGUAUAAAACAUUUUUCAACAUUCCAGUUUUUUCUGUAACUGAGUCCAUGUAUGUUCAUCCUAUUACCAAAUAAAACCAAUGAGGUCUCUGCUCCAUUUGAA